AUGCUCAUCGAAUUCUUGAGAGAUAGCUUUAAUAUAGAUGGAGGCGCUGAAUAUCAGCCAAUUGUUUCAAAUACCAGUGCUAGCUCACAGCAUUCAGGCGAACAAGACAGAAAUACCCCCGCGGAUCGAUAUAAAAUAGUCUAUUGGAUUUUUACUUUACAAGGAAUAUCAAUAUUAUUGUCAUGGAACGCUUUCAUUACCGCAUCGGAAUUCUUUUACAAGGAGUUUGAGGGUUCUCCGUUCAAGGACACUUUUCAAAACUACUUUUCAAUCGUGUCUAUGGUUGUCAAUCUGAUAUGUCAGUCGCAUGCUUUGUAUCAAAAGACAACGGUCAAUUUAGCCAAACUGGUGACAGUUACGUUACUGGUUAAUGUAGUUGUGUAUAUAUUAACUACGAUCUCGACAAAAGUUCUGGACGAGUUUACGUCAACAAGCUACUUCUACUUUAUCAUUACUAUGUUGAUAAUUAUCGCAGCUUCUAAUGCUUACUUGCAAAAUGCUUUUUUUGGGCUGGCUUCCAGUUUUCCACCAUUGUACAUGCAGGCAGCGUUAAGUGGAGAAGCGAUCGUUGGAGUUGCUGUGUCAAUCGUACAACUAUUCAGUGCAUGGGCUACGGAAAAAAGCGACUUACCGUCUGCAGACCUGCAGGAAGGUGCCUUUUAUUAUUUCCUAGCUGUAUCUGGUACAGCGGUAAUGGCCGCGGUAUCGUUCAUUGCUUUACGCCGAAUGCGAUUUUAUCGGCAUUAUAGCCAACUUCCGACGGAACAAGCUUUACCGAAUAAUAGCACUAACAGCCCGUCAAUCUCUGGCACGUUCCGCUUAGUUCGCACCCACGCUUAUGCGAACGCACUUGUCUUCCUUGUGACAUUGGCACUUUUUCCAUCGAUUACCGCAUCUAUCAGAUCCGUUUCUCAACGGGCUGAAAGCAAAGAGUCAUCGCAAAAUGACCUUUUUAUACCUUUUCAUUUUCUAAUAUUUAAUGUGGGUGAUUGGUUAGGCCGUGUAUUGAUAAGGGCUGAUCAGGUGACAUCCAUAACGCCCAACUCAUUACUGAAGUUCUCCUUACUUCGUUUCAUAUUUUUCCCGCUUUUUUUGAUGUGUAACGUGGUUGUCGGAUCAACCGAUACAAGAUUAUUUCCAUUGUUAAUUUAUAGCGACUUUUUGUACUUUUGUAUAUUAUUUGCAUUCGCUUUAUCGAAUGGAUAUUUGGGUUCACUGAUUAUGAUGGCAGCUCCUCAGUAUGUGGACGAUGAGCGAAAGGGUGUAGUUGGAAUGAUUAUGGUUAUGGCGUUGUCUCUCGGGUUGACAGCGGGAUCUUUGCUCUCUUUUCCAUUGAAAGCAGCCAGUUGCCUAUGUAAUCCGUUCACGGUGUGA
Messenger RNA from Paraglomus brasilianum, 1374 nucleotides. The record is from the annotation of a GenBank genome assembly. Lineage: Eukaryota; Fungi; Glomeromycota; Glomeromycetes; Paraglomerales; Paraglomeraceae.